UAAUGAUUGAUCGCCUCAAAUUUACAUUAUGUGGCUUACACAUCUGGUCUUUCUGAUUAUAUUUUCCCUCUUUAAUCGUGGACAUUCAUCAAAUGAUGUCAUCGAUGAAGCAGUUACCACUUAUGACAUAACAGUGUCGACCACACCCAAAAGAGAAUUAAUAAAUGCCCAAAAUGAAGAUAUCAGCCAAUCAGAUGACAACUUGAUUCUCGUGUCGACAAUUAAUGGUGCCAUCUACAUAGUGAGUCAGUCAGAUGGUCGUAUUCUGUGGGAUAUUGCGGAGGAGGAGUUUCCGGUGCUGAAGUUGCCGCAGCAGCUGAUCCGGCCUCUAUUUGUAGCAAACCCUAGAGACGGCGGACUCUACCGGAUGGGAGUGAGUGCCAGCGGAAGACUGGAGAAGUUGGACUUGGGAAUACCUGAAAUGGUUGCCCAAUCGCCUUUUAAUAUGGACGGAAUGCUAUACACUGGUAAGAAGCAAGACACCUGGUACGCAAUUGACCUUGAUUCACAGAAAGCCCAAAAGGCAGUAUCACUUGACCAUCUUGAAUACCCUUGCCCUCAACCCCAGAAAUCAGUGUUUUAUAUCGGCAGAACGGAAUACACAGUCAGUAUCUUCGACAGUUUCACUCAGACUCUAAGAUGGAAUGCAACGUUUUACAACUUCAGCUCGAUGAGCAAAGACUUGGAAUCAAAUAGCGAAAUGUUGCAUUUGACUGCGGACCAGAAUGGAGAGAUGGUAUCUCUGGAUAAGGAAUCAGGCAAGGUUGCCUGGACGCAAAAAUUUAAAUCAACGGUAGUCGGUUUGUACAAAAUUGAAGAUCGCGGGUUAGUCCAGCUUCCUUUUGACACAAUUUCUGUUGAAACAUUAAAUGCAGUCAAAAGUUCCAACGCGCCUUCUAAAUGGGGCGCAGAAAGUGAAAGCUACUUCAACCUGAUGCCAGCUAUGUUUCUGGGAAAGCUACAAAAAGGACUGUUUGUACUCCCAACCUUAGUUGGCGAAAGGACCCGCUUCAUGACUCACAACGGGAACUUGCCUUUAUUACCCAGCAAAACAGAAGAUAACGAAAAUGCAGGCGUCAUGAAUCUAGGUUAUCUUUCAGUUCCAGACAACUGGAAACCUAACUCCAGGCUGUUGGAACACAAUGGAUCUCUGGACUCCUCCAAAAGUGACAAUCAUUCGUCUUUCGACAACAGGGUGCAACUAUACCUUGCCAUGUUUGUUCCCACGGCCAUAAGUAUUGUAUGCGGUGUUUUUACGUGGCUGGCUUAUAGGCGUAAUCAGAAAUUGAGUGAUAGCUUAAUGUCAAAUGGAAGUCCUAACUCCAGCUUGGGAGGAUCUGGCAAUACGUCUUCGGUAGGCUCAUCGUUGACUGUCAAUGCAGAUGGCAAAGUUGUAAUUGGCAAAAUUCAAUUCGACCCGGAGAAAAUUCUAGGUAAUGGAUGUCUCGGCACUACCGUAUACGAAGGCAUGUUCGAGCAACGUCCUGUUGCUAUAAAAAGAAUUGUGCCGCAGUGUUUAGGUGUUGCUGAUAGGGAGGUUGAGCUUUUACGCGAAACAGAUCACCACUCAAAUGUGGUCAGGUACUUUUGCAUGGAAAAAGACAGCAUCUUUCGCUAUCUUGCUCUAGAACUUGGAUGCGCUACUAUUAAAGAUUACAUAGAAAAGGACUUGGACUUUGCGCCAAAUUUAACCCCAGCUAAAAUUCUGAAUCAAGCGUUACAGGGAUUGAAUCAUCUGCACAAUCUUAAGAUUUGUCACCGUGACGUCAAACCAGAGAAUCUUAUCAUAUCUAAAGCUAAUGCUAAUGGCUGUAGGCGGGUCAUGAUUUCGGAUUUUGGACUCUGUAAGAAACUGAACCAUGGACAUCAGUCGUUUUCUAUGUCGUCCCCAAAUGGCGUUGCUGGAACUCUUGGCUGGAUUGCUCCUGAAAUCAUGAAGAAUAGAGGAUCCGGUUUUAAACCAUCCUAUGCAGUGGACCUGUUCUCAAUGGGAUGUGUGUUUUACUACGUUCAUACCAAAGGCCAUCAUCCAUUUUCGGAUCCAAAUGAUGAAAACGAUAAACAGAAAAGGCAACAUAAUAUCGAAGGAGAUCUUGCUAGCUUGAAACACCUGUUCGACGUUGAGAGUAGUGAGAACCUAGUAGCAUAUGACAUCAUAUCAGGCAUGAUUUCGAAAGAUCCCAGUUCCCGACCACCUGUUUCCAGAGCAUUAUUACAUCCAUUUUUCUGGUCCCUGGAUAAACAGCUACAAUACCUGCAAGAUGUGAGCGAUGCCAUCGAAAAAGAAGAUCCAGUUGCGCCCACGAUCCGGGCUCUUGAGUGUAACGGAAGAACUGUCGUAUGUGGGAAUUGGAGACUGAAUGUCACCCAGGAGCUACAGGGAGAUCUAAGGAAGUAUAGGAAUUACGAUGGAACUUCAGUUAGGGAUUUGUUACGUGCGAUGAGAAAUAAAAAGCACCAUUAUAGGGAACUUCCUCAGGAGGUCAAAGAUUCUCUUGGUCCUGUUCCAGACGGGUUUAUAAAUUAUUUCACCUCAAGGUUCCCAAGACUUUUGAUCCAUACUUACAAAGCGAUGUACAAUGCCAAAGACGAGCCAACUCUUCGCAAGUAUUACAUUCCAAGUCAAAGCUACAACUGAAUCAAGCUCAAGCGAGUGAAGAUUUUUUUUAGUGUUAUGUCUGUAUCCUCGGUUUUUCGACUUAGCCGUUUUGUCUCAUCAUUUUUGCCUUAUGUUGUAAGAUAUAUAAUAAAGUUUGUAUUAUAUUUUUGAAACUAUUUUAUUUGUGCUUUUCUGUAUUGGACUACCAAUAAUUGAUUCUCUUUUGAUAGUUUACCUGUAAGUUUAUGAUAUAUAUAUAUAAAGUUUAUAUUGUGGUUU
Molecule: messenger RNA, 2878 nt
Organism: Symsagittifera roscoffensis
Lineage: Eukaryota; Metazoa; Xenacoelomorpha; Acoela; Convolutidae
Product: serine/threonine-protein kinase/endoribonuclease IRE1-like
Exons: 2
Coding region: 29-2638 (869 amino acids)
Biological process (GO): protein phosphorylation; IRE1-mediated unfolded protein response; mRNA processing
Cellular component (GO): IRE1-TRAF2-ASK1 complex
Molecular function (GO): protein serine/threonine kinase activity; RNA endonuclease activity; ATP binding
Source: RefSeq, a predicted model, not a curated record